Messenger RNA from Zychaea mexicana, 279 nucleotides. RefSeq lists its product as uncharacterized. The coding region runs from base 1 to 279 and encodes 92 amino acids. The transcript has 2 exons. The record is from RefSeq and is a predicted model, not a curated record. NCBI's taxonomy places the organism in Eukaryota, Fungi, Mucoromycota, Mucoromycetes, Mucorales, Lichtheimiaceae.
AUGACAAUGAUACGAAAGGGUGGUAAGAAAACCGUAUCACCAGAAGGCAAUGAUAACACCGAUUCCGACAUGCGGAAAUGGCUUAAAGAAGCUGAAGAUGCAGAAAACCUCAUGGAUCAAGUCGAAUCCAGAACCGGUAACUUGAUGGCCAAGGUGGAUGCUCUCCUUGCUGAAAUGACCGACAUUCAGCACGAGAAAGAAAAGGAAUUGACCGACCAAAAACAACAAGACGGCCAUCAUCAGUCUUCUCCUCCCAGUAGCGACAAGCAAGACCAGUAA